AUGUUUCGAGCUACCAGAUUAGCCAGAGCCAUUCCCAGGCAAUUUCGCCAGAGCGCUCGUCUGUAUGCCCAGCAGGCAGGAGAGUCUGCACCUAAAGUCAGGUACCUUUUUUAUGUUUCAAUCUUGUCUACUGGAGUCUUGUGGGCAGCUACCACUCAAGUCAAAAGGCAGGACAAGACAUUUGCCAGUGAAGCGGAGUUAAAGGCAUAUGAGGAACGCACUGGCUUGAAAAUUCGUAGUAGGUUGAUAGAAGGUGAUAAAAGCUCGCAUUAUAGCUUCUAUGUCAUUCCUUAUGUCCAUCUAGACGAAUCGGUUGAAAAGAUCAAACUGCGCUUGGAGGCUUCUGGAAGACAAGUAAAAGUGAUUGAUCCUCAAGAACUUGUCAAGCAAGAGAUCGAAGACGAAAGUAGGAGAUACUCGUUCUUGCUUCAGGAUUUGCAGGCCACAAACAAGCCAUAUCCAAAAGGUCUCAUAACUGCGUUGAUUAAGGAAGAAGUGCAAUUGUUUUUGAACACGAGAAGCGGAACGUUUGACACCAACUUUUUAGUCAAAAACUAUCCGCAGACCACUGAUGAGGCGAUCAAGUUUGAAAAUGACAUUGCUGAUGUGGAAAAGUGUCUUGUGUUGCAUUAUGAUAUGCUCAACGAGCUCAAAAAUGCAAAGGGUCCAGAAGCAACUCACAAGAUGGAAAACGUCGUAGGAUACUUCGAAACGGUAGACAAGGUGAAAACUAUCGUUGCUCGCUCCGAUGAAAUGGACGAUAAGUUGAAGGAGAUCGUCCUCCAAGAUAUAUAG
Molecule: messenger RNA, 795 nt
Organism: Meyerozyma guilliermondii ATCC 6260
Lineage: Eukaryota; Fungi; Ascomycota; Pichiomycetes; Serinales; Debaryomycetaceae
Exons: 1
Coding region: 1-795 (264 amino acids)
Source: RefSeq, a predicted model, not a curated record